GUAGUAAAGCGGUCCCCUACGCCGCUACAACGUUUUUGCUAUUAAAAAAAUUACCUACAUACGUGCUCGCGAACCGUAAAUCACGACACUUGAAGUAAAUGUUUUGAAAUUAAAAGUGAUAAAUGAAUUUUAUUUAAAUCAAAAUAACAAAUGUUUUGUAGAAGUUAUAUUAACAAAUUAAAUAUAAAGCUGAGUUUCUAAAGGUGUUCGGAUAAACUAGCGAGAUUAUCUUGUAACUGAGGAGCAAUUUGUGGCAAAGAGGCGAGCGGCAAUCAUUCCACAGUCGCUCGCGCGCCGCUAGGAGCGAUGUGGGGCAUUGUUCUGCUCAUCUUCUUCGUCGCAGGCAGUCGGCAAUUAUCGAUAACCGAGUUUUCAGUACCUGACGCAGUAGAGUCUGGAGCAGACGUUCUUUUGCAAUGCGGAUAUGAAUUAAGUUCGAAUGAGACCGCGCAAGGUUUGACUGUGAAAUGGUGGUUCACUGAAAUGGAUGAAUCUGAGGAUGAACCCAUCUUACUUUACCAAAGGAUAGCAGGGCAGCCGCCUGUGACAGCAAAAGAUGGCAUUGAAAUAAUGGAGAAUGAUGAUAUCUUACUGAAAAGCGUGACACCAGACAGUUCGGGCACUUACGAAUGUGAAGUAUCGGCUAUAGAAGAUGAAAAACGACAGCACGACGAUCUCAUUGUAUUCUCGAAGGGUGAGCUGGUGCUAAACAUCACAGAAGUUGAAGACGGUCCAGAUGAAGAUGAUGACAGAGAUAUCCUGAUCACCUGUGAAGCGACAAAUGUGGCGCCGUAUCCUGUUCUCGUGAUAACUGUCAAUAAUGAAGUUCUAACCACCAAUGACACAGUAAUAGAUCAAGAUAACAGCACAUACGACGCCAUCAAUAACGUGACAAUGAGUAAAAGUGAUGCAGACGGUGCGGAGAUCAGCUGCGAACUGUUCUACAGGAACACCACGCUCGAGCAGUACAAAAUAACACGGCUUUAUGAAGCAUCAAAGGUGUCCACGACGGAGAACUUCGAAGACUACACUUCUACUGAAGCCACCCCCGGCAAUAGAGUCAACGGAUUGGCAUCAAGUUUUCUUCUAGUCAUCUCAGCGCUUCUUAUUAAUAUUUUCGCUAUUAAAAUCUAAAAUACUAAAAUAUUAU
This is a messenger RNA of Pararge aegeria (speckled wood butterfly), 1150 nucleotides long. RefSeq lists its product as uncharacterized. NCBI's taxonomy places the organism in Eukaryota, Metazoa, Arthropoda, Insecta, Lepidoptera, Nymphalidae. The transcript has 7 exons. The record is from RefSeq and is a predicted model, not a curated record. Bases 307 to 1134 code for a protein of 275 amino acids.